Messenger RNA from Letharia columbiana, 1446 nucleotides. RefSeq lists its product as uncharacterized. The record is from RefSeq and is a predicted model, not a curated record. Gene Ontology annotation, cellular component: nuclear envelope. Gene Ontology annotation, molecular function: phosphatidylcholine binding; choline-phosphate cytidylyltransferase activity. Gene Ontology annotation, biological process: CDP-choline pathway. Lineage: Eukaryota; Fungi; Ascomycota; Lecanoromycetes; Lecanorales; Parmeliaceae. The coding region runs from base 1 to 1446 and encodes 481 amino acids. The transcript has 4 exons.
AUGUCGUCCCCUUCAUCAUCGGGUUCCGCUAAGAGAAAGCGUACCUCAACUCUACAAAGCUCGACAAAACAAUCUUCGACUGCAGACCUCCUCCAGCCAUCAUCUCGAGAUGCUUCAGGCGAAGACGCGGCGGACUCCGCUUCCCAAGCUGUUACCACUAUAAAGCACAAGAAGUCUGCAGCAUCUGCUGACUCGACCGGCGCAUCCAAUAAAAGACCAAGAACAAGAUCCAACGCAGCGGACGGUUCCACCAGCAAUGGUGCUAUCCCGAGUAUCAACAACGCGGACGCCGAGGACAGUGAAAAUACAGUUGAGGAAGGAGGCCGCACGAAACGCAGGACAAAGAGUUCUUCCAACAAACAGCGGCCAGACUUGAACACGGCAGAUCGCAAAGCAAUGCCUCCGCCAGCUAAAGGAGGUUUGCAAGAUCCCGUUGGAUUCCACACCAAUCCACCACCCACAGGUCGGCCAGUGCGAAUCUACGCUGAUGGGGUCUUUGAUUUGUUCCAUCUUGGGCACAUGCGGCAAUUGGAGCAGGCAAAGAAUGCUUUCCCCGACGUAUAUCUUAUGGUGGGAGUCACUGGCGACGCGGAGACGCACAAACGCAAGGGCUUGACGGUCCUAUCUGGUGCCGAACGAGCAGAGACUCUCCGCCAUUGCAAAUGGGUCGACGAAGUCAUCCCGAAUUGUCCCUGGAUAGUGACACCCGAUUUCCUAGAGAAACACAAGAUUGAUUACGUGGCUCACGAUGACUUGCCCUAUGGAGCGGAUGAGGGAGACGAUAUCUACACACCCAUAAAAAGAGAGGGCAAAUUCCUAGUCACGCAAAGGACAGAGGGCGUUAGUACCACAGGGAUCAUCACAAAGAUUGUCAGAGACUACGAGAAAUAUAUCGCUCGUCAAUUCAAACGCGGCACAUCUCGCCAGGAAUUAAAUGUCUCAUGGCUCAAGAAGAACGAGCUUGAUCUAAAACGCCACGCUAUGGAGCUACGUGAUAGCGUUCGAAACAACUGGUCUACCACAGGCCAGGAGCUCACCAAGGAGCUGCGGCAAUUCUGGCAGAGCAGUAGGCCCGGCAGCCCUGCGAGGGGCCUUGGUAGGAACGGUAGCGAUGCUGACCUAGACCGUUCCGGAGGCCAGAAAUCGAGUCCUGCAGCUCUUGCGCAUCUAGCGCACCUUGAUAUUCCGAGACCAGAGAGCCCUGGUGGCGGUCGUGGGGCAAGCAGCGACUUUGCAACAGGUUACAGCCUAGGUCUGAUUGGGGGUGUGAGAUCUUGGAUGACCCGAAGUCGUACCUCCCUGCGUGGAAGUCAGCCUGAUAGUGGCGAAAGCGAGGACGACAGCUCUGACGCAAAGAGUCCAAAGGAGGAAAAGACGCCCUCGAGAGGGAGAAGAGGAGAGCCUUCAAACGCGGAAGUUGCCGACAUGAUGGAUACCAAGGCUUGA